Molecule: messenger RNA, 865 nt
Organism: Lasiosphaeria miniovina
Lineage: Eukaryota; Fungi; Ascomycota; Sordariomycetes; Sordariales; Lasiosphaeriaceae
Exons: 2
Coding region: 259-816 (185 amino acids)
Biological process (GO): transcription by RNA polymerase II
Cellular component (GO): nucleus
Molecular function (GO): transcription coactivator activity
Source: RefSeq, a predicted model, not a curated record
GAAGAACACCGCCAAAAAGUAAGUUGGCGAGACCCCGAUCCCCGCGAAGCUCGGUUGGUUGCCGGCUAGCGUGCCAGCGUGCGUCCAGGCAAACGGGAAGGGGAGUGGGUGCGUGCCGUGCAACGUAGAUAUGGGUGCCAUGCCAUCUUGCAUGCAGGCCACAACCUUUGCCCCCCCUUUUCUUCCCCCCAGACUUUUGCCCGAGCACAUGGCGGUACGCUCGGGCACCGCUCUAUUCCUUCUACGCCCGUUAUAAGCAUGGGCAACCUCUAUAUCGUUACACAGAACCAAAACAGCGAGGAAGCUGAGAAGGCAAAAAAGGAGGAGCUUGCUCGGAAAAAGGCAGAGCGCGAGGCGUUAGAAGCCGCCGAGGCUGCGAGCCUCCCCUCACGCGCCGGGCCCAAGAAGGCCAAGGCGGCGCCCAAAAAGACCAAGGGCCUCGAUCUGUCGCAGCUAGACGGUGACGACAACAUGGCGCUGCCGGCCCUCAACGCCACGGGUAUCGAGAAUGCACUGGACGCCCUGUCGGUAGCCGGCGGGUCCGAUGCCAAGGUCGACAAGCAUCCCGAGAGGCGCUUCAAGGCCGCAUACGCACAGUUUGAGCAGCGCCGGCUUAGCGAGAUGGAAAAGGAUGGCAGCGGGGUCGGCCUGCGCCAGAACCAGAAGCAGAUGAAGAUCAAGAAGGAGUUUGAGAAGAGCCCCGAGAACCCGUUCAACCAGAUGACAGCCCGCUAUGACGCCACCAAGGAGGAGCUAGAGGACCUCAAGAAGCAAGAGAAGACCAAGAUCGAGAAGACGCUUGCUGAGCAAAACUAAGCGGUGUGACUUUUCUGUGUUGGGUAGUUACGGAGUGGUGGCUCUUGGU